This is a messenger RNA of Entrophospora candida, 1172 nucleotides long. The record is from the annotation of a GenBank genome assembly. Lineage: Eukaryota; Fungi; Glomeromycota; Glomeromycetes; Entrophosporales; Entrophosporaceae.
AAGAUGAGGACCCUUAUAACAAUAUUUUCAAAAUUAAAAUUGACAAGACCAAAAAAGUUAGUGAACUUAAGGAAGUCAUCAAGAAUAGCCAAGAGCCCUUUUUCAACAAUGUUGCAGUCAAAGACCUUAACUUGUGGAAAGUUGACAUUUCUUUAGACGAACCAAAUGAGAAGCUGAGUGUACUUAGAGACAAGACAUGUGAUGUGAUCAAAGAACAACUAGGAGGCAUGGAGAUGCGCCCGGAUUUGGAAAUUGACGAGUACUUUUCUGACAUACCAGAAAAAAAGCAUAUCCACAUAAUUGUUGAACACCCACCUGUUAUUAAGAAAAAAACCAAAGACGAAAAGAUUGAUGAGAUUCUACAUUUAGUCAAACAGCAACAUAAAUCUGAAGUAGCAAUAUCAAGUGUUAACCGUAGUGAUUGGCAAAGGAUUCAAGAAUCUACUGGUCUUGAUAUCGAAACAGCAAAUCUUGAUGUAGAGUAUGACACAGAGAAUAUUGUUGCUUACCAAUGGAAUGGUAGACAAGAAAGGGAACAAAAAGAUAGAUAUUUAUCUCAUCUCAGGAAUAUACUCAAAAUUUCCAGUUAUCGCUCACUUGAACUUUAUGAUACAACUGAUGAUAAAAAUUUUCUUGGCCUAGUUGGUGGUAUCUUGCCAAUAAGACUCUUUGGUACAACAGAUGCCGUUAUAAUAGACAGGCGUUCUAUUUCUACCAGACUCCAAGAACAUCAUAUCCGAAUUGUUUUUGACUUAAAGAAGAACAUUAUUAAGGGACAUGUAUAUCAAGCUAUGGCAAAAUUAACUACGGCAGAUUUAAAAUCUAAAUAUGCCGUGUUAGCAGUAUUAACUGACUUGAUAGAUGAUUGGCAGUUUUUUUGGUUUGAAGGAAGCAAGAUUAUGACAUUCACCCUUCCUAGAGGUAAGGCUGUGGCGCUUAUACAAAAAAAUAUGGAAUUUGCGGAUCAAGGAGCAAAUGCAGAAGUAGAAGAACCGUUGCCAAAAAGACAAAAAUUUAAGCAUACGACUUCCGACAUAAGUUCUGAUAUAGCUCCUAUGGAAGAUUUUUUUGAUACUAUGACUGAAGAAGAAAUACUCAGAUAUAAAACAAAACGUGUCUUAACUCAAUUUUUUAGCCACCCAUUGUUUAACAGUGGAACAACUUGGAACUAG